Oppia nitens is the source of this 2362-nucleotide messenger RNA. RefSeq names its product zinc finger protein 347-like. The transcript is spliced from 4 exons. The coding region runs from base 241 to 2199 and encodes 652 amino acids. The record is from RefSeq and is a predicted model, not a curated record. Gene Ontology annotation, molecular function: RNA polymerase II cis-regulatory region sequence-specific DNA binding; DNA-binding transcription factor activity, RNA polymerase II-specific. Gene Ontology annotation, biological process: regulation of transcription by RNA polymerase II. NCBI's taxonomy places the organism in Eukaryota, Metazoa, Arthropoda, Arachnida, Sarcoptiformes, Oppiidae. Gene Ontology annotation, cellular component: transcription regulator complex; PcG protein complex.
GGUGUGUGCUGACCCACCACUACUACUACUCCCCCAUCCAUCCAUCCUCUUUGGACCUAAUCAUCACCCCUCUCAUCACACACCCACCCAACCACCCCGGUGUGUUUUUUGUUGUUGUUAGUGUGUGUGUAUAUAUAUAUAUAUAUAUAUAUCGGGUCGGACGUGGGGUACCGGUUGAUGGUGACGGCGUCCGCGCGGGGCGGCGGUAUAUCCAUCAUAUAGACUGUUGGAUGUAUUAACAUGCAAAACGGUGCUUUUCCAUGGGUUAGUCCAUCACUAGCUGGUCCAUCGCAGAAAUCUCCAUGGCCCGGUUAUCAGGCCAGUCUAACCGAUUUGUUUCUCAAAAAAAAUCCGCUACAAUUUGCCACUUCGGGUAUCUCACAAUUGGCGGCCGCUUCAAGUUAUUUAGAAAAGAUAUCGACAUUAAGCCAACAACCAAAUCAUAAUCUUAAUAAUCUUAAUAAUAAUAAUAAUACCAGUGCUAACUCUCCCGGACCAUUACCCGGGCCGUCAUCUGGAUCACCCAGUGAAUUAAUUAUAUCACAUUCACAAUUGCUUAACAAUAAUAAUAACAAUAAUAAUAAUAAUAAUAACAAUCAUCACAAGUGUCCGCAUCCGGACAAUAAAGAUAAGUCUUAUCCGUGCGAUAUUUGCCAACAAUAUCCCGGCUCAGGCGGCGGUGGUUUCGGUGGCAAAUCGACCAGUGAUACCAUCACCAGCAACACGUGCUCAACAACCAGAAUGAACGAGUCAUUAGGUGAACAUAAGGUGCCUCACUUUGGGGCAGUGCCAAGCAGUCAUCUGCACCCGCAUCCGGCUCAUCUGCAUUCGGCAGCCAUGUCUGGACUGGCCGCCCACCAUCACCAUCAUCACCAUCAUCAGGCGGCCCAGAGACGAGCGUCGGCCACAUCCGCUUCGUCGACAAUGUCUCGCAAUCGUAACAAUGCUAACAAUAAUAAUAAGCAAUUUCUGUGCCCAGUCUGUCAUAAAUUGUUUACACAAAAAGGAAAUCUCAAGACACAUAUGAUGAUUCACACCGGCGACAAACCGUAUGCCUGUCAUAUAUGCGGCAAAAGUUUUACACAAAAAGGCAAUGUGGACACACAUAUGAAGAUACAUACCGGCGAAAAGGACUACCGGUGCGAUUCGUGCGGUAAAGGAUUCACUCAAAAGGGCAAUCUGAAGACACACGUCCGGUCAGUUCAUACAAAAGAAAAACCGUUUGCUUGCGGUGUUUGCGGCAAAAGUUUUUCACAAAAAGGUAAUAUGCAGACACAUAUACGCACCCAUAACAAGGACGACCGAUUUCCAUGCAGUCUAUGCGGCAAAACAUUCUCGCAAAAAGGCAAUCUAAAGACUCAUAUGCAGAGACACGCGGGAACAUUGCCGGCCAAACGUUAUGGCCAACGACGCCAAGUAGGCCACUCCAGGCUACUACAAGUGCAUUCGCAGAAUCCAAGUGCAUAUUCGUUGACAAAUACGGAUCAAUCGCCUCGCGAACAGUCCCAAGUAAACAGGUCGUCGACUGAUGAAGAUUCGGUACCGCCAUUGGAUCAUAGCGGACAUCGAUCCAGUCAGCAGCUGGUCGGCCAUCAGACACACGCGUCGACACCCGAUGAGGCGUUGUCGCCACAGAAUUUGCAGUUAAAAUACGCUCACCAGACGAGCUCAUCCAGGGAUCCAUUGAGCGCAUUGGUAUCCCUACAGAACUCAGCCCUUCAUCAACAAUCACAGCUACAACAGCAGCACCGAAGUCCCGGUUCGAGUCCCAUAACACCAGAUAACAUGCCAUUCAGUUCAUGUUCGGCGGCCACUGCGGCGCGUGUCUUAUACUCGACGCCAACCUCAAUGCCGACGCCAUUGGCAGCCCAUCAGACAUGGUUGGCGGCAGCGGGUGCCUCAUCCAACCUGACCGGUCCGUCUGCGCACAAGAGUCGCGGUUCAACGAACCCGUACGACGCCUUCACAGGCCUAACCAAUCCAUACGGAAGCUUCGCUGCUGUUCAGGCAUCGCCACUGUCUCGACUAUCGUUGUUCAGCGGUGUCGGCGUCGGCAGUGCCAGCAACGAGCACCUGACCUCCCAUCAUCACAAGCAACAACAGCACACGGAUUCGUCCGGCAACAAUACGACUACACCAUCGCAGCAUCAGUUCCAGACAUCUAAUCCCAAUCCAGACUUCUCGCAACUGCUCGAAUAGCAACGACAGCAACAACAACAACAACAUCAUCAGCAACAACAACAAUACCAACUAAAUCUCUGAGAUGUAUUGUUUUCAAAAAACUCUAGUCAACCCAUUUUGAAAGCCACACACACUUAUAUAUAUAUAUAUAUACACUAAUUAAUUGAAUACAACCAUCAGU